AUGGCAUUGAGCCUGGGGAAUCGACUUCCUUCGCUUCAGCCGUACAAUGCACCAGAUGCAGGGUACUUGGGCUUGGAGUUGGGCCAAGAAGUUACGAUCGAGUACAUAGGAUGCAAAGAAGAGUCCGAAUGGUUAUAUGGAAGUUCAUCUGGAGAAAGUGGGUGGUUUCCGAAAUAUUGUGUGUUGAAUGCGCCGCGAUCGCCACCGCCCCCUCUGCCUCCGCCACCACCUCCAGUGCCUUCAGUGCCUGAAGAGGCUCUCCAAGCAGUCAUGAUGGCGCUGGCUGCCCUGGAUGAUGCGGAUUUCGAGAUCGUCAUCCACAAGGAGCUAAGUCGGAGGCCUCAUCUUCAAGUGAAGAUGGUAUUGGUCAACGAUGGAGAUUCUGUCGGAUCUUGUUUGUCAAGUCCCGAAAUCAGCCCGGACACGAUCAAGGCAAUCAGGAAGAAUGGUCUAACUGCACUGCCACCUCCUGCAGACUUGCAGGAGCCGAAGAAGCUGCAGAGAAGAGAGUCAGAGACCUGGGAGAAGGAGAAGCGGGAAAGGCCCUUUGACCCUGUGGAAGCACCUGGCAACGCCAAUCCAGCUGUCAAGCGCACCUUCUGCAAGUUCUGGCAGGAAAACAAAUGCACCAAGGGAGAUGCCUGCACCUUCGCUCAUGGCGAUCAUGAGAUAGGCCAGCCGAUCCACAACGACAGCUGGGCACCUACAGCGAAAGGGCAGGGCAACGAUCAGAAUGUUUCCAGGAAGAAAAUCAUUUGCAAGUUUUGGCAAGAUGGCAAGUGCUCAAAGGGCCCUGGAUGCACCUUCGCUCAUGGAGAGCAAGAACUGGGCCAGCCCAUCAACACGGAGAUGGCCCGAUUGUUCGCUUCGCGCCGAUCUGACCUCAGCAGCUGUUUGCGGUUGACUCCUUGCAAGUUCUGGCAGGAAGGCAAAUGUACCAAAGGUGAUGCCUGCACUUUCGCUCACGGGCAGGAUGUUCUUCCAACGGCAUGGGAAGAUUCGCCCGCAGUGAUCCUGCCCCUGGGCAAAGGUGCAGUGCAGGCAGUCUUAGUCGGUGAUCAAUGUCAGCUCCCUGCUACAGUCUUGUCCCAGGAGGCUCAGAAGGGUGGUUUGGAUAUUUCCAUGUUUGACCGCCUGCUGUCCAUGGGCAUGGAGGUGCAGUUUCUGAGCGAACAGUACCGGAUGCAUCCGCAGAUUGCGUCUUUUCCAUCAUGGCGCUUCUAUCGCGGCGAUCUGAAGAGCGCUGUACAGGAGUCAGCUCGACAGCUUCCGCGAGGAUGCACGCUGAAAACCCAUGUGGCACUGCUGCACGUUGAGGCGCUGCAUCUUGGCUCAAAGUAUGUUGCCCCGUUAGUCAGCAGACGUCUGCUGGACUUCAGCAUGAGCCGCCCGGAACAUCAGGCUCCUCCCGAAAUCUUUUACAACGAUGAGGAGUCUGCCAGGUAUGCGACCAGCAGCCGGAUGAUUGACAUCCAGACAAGGAUGACCGAACGUGCUUUGCAGCUGCUGCUGCUACCAGACAGACCCUGUCUACUUCUGGAUAUCGGAUGCGGCUCGGGAAUCAGUGGCGAGACCAUCAGUGAGGCUGGGCACAUUUGGAUCGGCUACGACAUCUCACCUUCAAUGCUAAGGAUAGCGCAUCAGCGAGAGGUUGAUGGGGAUCUAUGCUUAGCCGAUGCAGGACAAGGCAUGAGGUUCCGGCCAGGAACCUUUGAUGGUGCCGUGUCCAUCUCUGCGUUGCAGUGGCUUUGCAAUGUAGACAAGAAGGGGCACGAGCCCUUCAAGCGCCUCCGGCGCUUCUUCGAGCUGCUCUACAGCUGCCUUCGCAAAGGCGCGCGGGCUGCCCUGCAGUUCUACCCCGAGGCCGCUGCGCAGGUGGAAAUGAUCACCGCGGCAGCGUUGCGCUGCGGCUUUGGAGGAGGCCUAGUCGUGGAUUAUCCCCACUCUUCGAAAGCCAAGAAGCACUUCCUGGUCAUCUAUGCUGGGUUCUCUGGCGAGCAGCCAGCCAACAUGCCACAGCCCAUGGAGGACGAAGAUGAGCAGGUGGCAGUGAGCAAGCGUCAAAGGGAGUCCAAGAAGAGGGGCAAAAACCAGGACACCUACAAAGACAAGGUCCUCAAGAAAAAAGAGCACCAACGAAAGAAGGGUUUUGGUGUGCGCAAGGAUACAAAAUACACGGCCCGGCCGAGAAAGUCUGGAGCUUUCUGA
This is a messenger RNA of Symbiodinium necroappetens, 2208 nucleotides long. Lineage: Eukaryota; Dinophyceae; Suessiales; Symbiodiniaceae. The record is from the annotation of a GenBank genome assembly.